Messenger RNA from Boleophthalmus pectinirostris (great blue-spotted mudskipper), 1835 nucleotides. RefSeq names its product intraflagellar transport protein 88 homolog. NCBI's taxonomy places the organism in Eukaryota, Metazoa, Chordata, Actinopteri, Gobiiformes, Gobiidae. Gene Ontology annotation, molecular function: kinesin binding. The annotation marks the transcript as partial. Gene Ontology annotation, cellular component: ciliary base; ciliary basal body; centriole. Gene Ontology annotation, biological process: kidney development; intraciliary transport; non-motile cilium assembly. The record is from RefSeq and is a predicted model, not a curated record. The transcript is spliced from 12 exons.
GCUGUGGAGACUCUGAAAACUUUUGAGAAAAAGGACAGUCGGGUCAAGAGUGCAGCAGCCACUAAUCUCUCCGGCCUCUACUUCCUGGAGAAGGACUUUGAGCAGGCUGAUCGCUAUGCUGAUCUGGCCAUGAGCGCGGACCGUUACAACCCCGCUGCUCUCACCAACAAGGGCAACACUGUGUACGUCCAGCAUGAUUAUGAGAAGGCUGCCGAGUUCUACAAAGAAGCCCUACGGAACGACGACUCCUCCUGCACAGAGGCCCUCUACAACCUGGGUCUGACCUAUAAGAGGCUAAACCGACUAAAGGAGGCUCUGGACUGCUUCCACAAGCUCCACGCCAUUCUAAGGAACUGUCCACAGGUCAUGUACCAGCUUGCCUCUCUUUAUGAGCUGGUGGAGGAACGUCCCCAUGCAAUGGACUGGCUCAUGCAGGUGCUCACUGUGGUGCCCACAGACGCCAAAGUCCUGGCUAAACUGGGCGAGCUGCUCGACUGUGAAGGAGACAAGUCUCAGGCCUACCACUACUACUAUGAGUCUUACAGGUACUUUCCGUCCAACAUCGAUGUGAUCGAGUGGCUGGCAGCUUAUCACAUAGAGACGCAUUUCUUUGAGAAGGCCAUUCCAUACUUUGAAAGAGCCAUGCUAAUACAACCAACAGAAGUCAAAUGGCAGCUCAUGGUCGCAAGUUGCUUCAGAAGAAGUGGAAACUACCAGAAAUCCUUGGAAACGUAUAAAAAAAUCCACAGCAGGUUUCCAGAAAAUGUGGACUGCCUGCGCUUCCUGGUGAGGCUGUGCACUGACAGGGGUCUGGCAGAUGCUCAGGAGUAUGCUGGAAAACUCAAGAAGCUGGUGAAGAUGAAGGAGCUCCGGAAACAGAGGGUGAAGUCAGGACAUGAAGGCAGUGCCAAAAACCGGAGAGAGGGCAGUGCUGGGAGCACAGAGGACAUAAAGACAGACAGUGGACACAGCAGCAGCAGCCGAGGAGAGCGCCUGAGCUCCAGACUUCGCUCACUGCCUGGGAACCACGAGCCCUAUGAGACCAGCAAUCCCAAGGAACUGGAUGCAUCCUAUGUGGACCCCCUGGGACCACAGGUGGAUAGGCCCAAGACUGGAGCCAAGAAGCGUCAGGAGGAGGACUUUGAGGACGAGGAACUGGGGGACGAGCUGCUGCCUGAGUAGUCCCUGUCCACAGCAUAGAUCACAAGUGCUCUCACCUGUAUUUCUACCUCAUUUGGUUUCCUGUAGUUUUUUUUUUUGUUUUUCUUUUUGGGGGGGGGGCAUUAUUUUCAUUAUUUUCCACAAUAAAAGUGGUUUCUUUCUUUUUUGUUUUGCUUCUUCUUUUGCUCUUCGCAGCAAUUGCAGCUUCUAGUGUUGAAGUUUGAAGUAAAGUGAUGAGCGCCCUCUGUGUCAGUAAUUCUAAACAGAACAAGGGAAACAUAUUCUUCCUGAUUCAGUCAAUGCCUUACCCCCUCCUCCUCACUCACCCAUCCCUCUCCCUCACCUCUUCUUUACCUCUCCUCCCUCGUCUUUGUGACCUCUCUUCCUCCUUCACCUCUUCCUCACCCUCACUCCCAUAUCUCACUUGUUCUGUCUCAUGACACCCCACACCCGUUCCCCCUCUCCACCGUCACUCACCCAUCCUUCCCUCCUCUUUUACUACUUCCUCCCUUCCUCUCCUCUUUCUUCUCCUUACCGUUCUCCCUCCCCGCUCCGUUCCUCACCCUGUCGUGGCUAGUGUUAUUCGAAUGGUCCAGCCCACGUCUCACGGAAAUGUCCCGUUAUACCUUCGGCUCAGAAGGAGCUGCGUGGCCCGUUUCCCAGCGAGACUUCAC